UCCAAGUACGGCGCGUCAUUCAUGGCCGAGCUGAAGGCAACGCCAGCACACUCUCCGCCGUUUCCGUCCGGCUGCAACAGCGGCUCUCUCGCGAGAGGAGAUUCUACGUGUUUUAAGACUCCUCGUCAAAUCUUUUCCCAUAACCUUUCCUUCUCAACAUUUCUUUACUCUUCUUUUUGUUUGUUUUGUUUUGUAUUGUUUUGCUAGCCUACCUCCACCUUUUUCAUCUUUUUCUAUCCAAUUGUGUGUUUGUUAAUCAGUGUGUUUCUUUUUUUUUUCUCUCGUUAUUAAUAAAUCAUCAGUUUUUAUCGUGGAUUUGUUUUUUGAAUAAUCGGUGAACAACUGCACAACUUCGGGUUGACCCUGAGAUAUAUUUUAGUGCUAUCAACGAAUCGUUACUAAUUUAAUGAAUAAAGUGUUUUUCGUUGUAUAUGUUGUUAUCAGUGAGGACAUGUUGUUGUUGUUAUUAUUAUUGUUAAAAUAAGUAUGAAACAGGUUAUGGUGAGUGAUAGGGCGAUCGAUCGAUCAACGGAUCGAUCGAUCGCUGUGGGUUAUCAUCAGGGUGAUACCAGGGUCGAGUAGAAAGCUACUCGACUUCAGUGCUACGAAAUAUAGAUCGAAAUAUAGAUCGAAGUAGAGAGAGAAAGAGAGAGUGGAGGUGGGAGUGGGCGGGUGAGGGAGAUUGGGCGACAAGAAGAAGGGUGGGAGAACAAGUGGGGUUAGAAUUUAACAGGGGUUUUUUCCUGGUGAUUUCGACGCGGAGGAUAGUUGAACGAAAAGAAAAAGUCAAAUAAUAAGAAGAAUAAGAAUAAGUGUUGGAGGUGGUGGAGGUGGAGGUGGAGGAGGAGGCACGAAGUUCGUGGUGGAGGCCUGGCUGAUGCACCGUGGCUGCGGCGGCGGCGUCACCGGAAGCGGUGCUGCUGCUGCUGCUGCAGGAUCCGGAAGUGCUGCUACUUCUGCUUCUGCUUCUGUUUCUGCUGCCGCUGUUGUAUCUGCUGCCGUUGUUGCUUCUGGAAAUCCUCAUAGCGGGGAUACGACGGGAGGAACUACAGUAACACCGGAGGAACGUAUUUUGGAACAUCAUCGUCAUCCAAGUGGUCAUCAUCAUCAUCAUCAUCAUCAUCAUCACAAUCAUCAUCAUCAUCACCCGUCGGCAAUGCCAGGUGCUCCGGGUUUCCAUUGGGGUGCCAUGCUGGCAGGGCACCAUGCCGCUGCCGCCGCUGGCAUGAUGCAACCACCUUUACCAGCCCCGGGCGAAUACGCCCCGGCUGCUGCUCAUCAUCAUGGGGCCACCCACCCUGCUAUGCCCAUGGAUCUUCACGUUCACCAGGGCUUCCCCUACUACAGGUACCGAGAGGAUGCGCUGUGUUGGACUGACAGGAAACCGUCCCUGGACGACGUCGGGAAUCCCACUUCCGUCAACGCACGAUUUGAGGAGAGACACUACGCUUUCGAAAGUAUACUGGAGUUGCGUAAAGAGAAAAGCCGAGAUGCAGCAAGAUCGAGACGGGGUAAGGAAAACUUUGAAUUCUACGAGCUAGCAAAGAUGUUACCUUUGCCGGCGGCCAUUACCUCGCAAUUGGACAAAGCCUCCAUUAUAAGGCUUACCAUCUCUUACCUCAAACUCCGAGACUUCUCGGGUCAUGGUGAUCCCCCAUGGAGUCGUGAUGGACCACCACCUAACAAAACUGUUAAAGGUACAAAUCGCGUUAGGUCGGCAGCUAACGCGGCGGUAGAUCAUUUCGAGGUACACCAGGGUACCCAUAUAUUACAGUCAUUGGAUGGUUUCGCGAUGGCGGUUGCAGCUGAUGGAAGGUUCCUGUACAUAUCCGAGACCGUUUCGAUCUACCUAGGUCUUUCACAGGUAGAAAUGACGGGAUCGAGCGUUUUCGAUUACGUGCAUCAGCAAGACCACGCCGAGGUCGCUGAACAAUUGGGAUUGGGAUUGGCUUCGUCCGCUACCUCUUCCGGUCCACAUUCCUCUAGUUCCGGUCUAGCUUCUCCGAGCAGUGCCGCUUCGGAAGAACAUGGCUCAUCCUCGACAGCUAAUCCUGACGUGUCUUCGUUGAUGUCGUUAUCAGCUAGUGGUCUUUACAAAGGUUACGAUCGUGCAUUUUGCGUGAGAAUGAAGUCCUCGUUAACGAAAAGGGGUUGCCAUUUUAAAUCUUCGGGUUAUAGGGUCGUCCUACUGUUGUGUCGUUUGAGACCACAGUACACGUUUAGUCAUACGAGAAAGACAGCACCGCCAUUGAUGGGUAUGGUCGGCUUGGCUAUUGCACUUCCGCCACCGAGUGUACACGAAAUCCGAUUGGAGACUGACAUGUUUGUCACUCGUAUCAAUUUUGAUUUUCGGAUAGCACAUUGCGAACCAAAGGUAUCUGAAUUAUUGGAUUAUACAGCCGAUGAAUUAACGGGUAAAAAUUUGUACACCCUGUGUCAUGGCGAGGAUGCGAAUCGUCUUAGAAAAUCACAUAUAGAUCUAAUCCACAAAGGACAAGUAUUGACGCAUUAUUAUCGAUUAAUGAACAAAAGCGGUGGUUACACGUGGUUGCAAACGUGCGCGACCGUUGUGUGUAAUUCGAAAAACGCUGAAGAACAAAACAUCAUUUGUGUUAAUUAUGUAAUAAGUGGUCGUGAAUACGAGAAUUUAAUAAUGGAUUGUUGUCAACUGGAAGACGGUGUUACCGGUGUUAAACGAGAGGACGCGACAGGAAAUGAUCCAGAAAAUGGUUCGCCUGAUGCCGACAGAGGAGAAGGACGGAGUCGCGGAGGUCCGACAAAUCAGCAUCAAGAACAUCCUCAUCGUUCCCCGCCGGAAGAUCGUGAGGAUACCAGAGGUUCCGAGAGCGAGAAAAGAGGGAACAGGCAUCACGACAGCAUGGCCCAAUUGCAACAAGAACCGCAAGCAGCGAUAGGAAAUAUCAGUACAUUGGUUGUUAAGUUGCGCCGACACAAACGUAAACUGCACGAGGAGGAAAGUAGUUCGAACGAGGAGGACGAGGAGGAGGAAGUUACUGAAAAAGUGGCUAACAACGAGAGGAACAAUCCUUUGAGUCCGACCCCAUCGAAUAAUUCGAUUUCAACUAACGAACAAGUAUUGUGCGCGACGAGUCCUAAAUCAAGACGAAGUGGUGAUGGAACGGCUAGGUCUGGUACGGCGGAUAUCGUUGAAAACGUUGGUGGUGUUGGUGGUAAUAGUAAUCCAGGUAGUCAGAACAAUGUCGGGACCGAUACCGGUCCUGGAAGCGUUGGUGGUGUUGGAACAACCGCUGGGACAUCGGUUAAAGAUUUGGAACAAGCAAUGUCGAAACAUUUACCUGGUACUGCAUUGAACAAAUCCAAUUCCCCGAGUCUUCAUCAACCAACAGAUUUUAGUACGGAUGCCUUGUUGAAGCAACAACAACAGAGAAGUACGAUACAAUGGAUAGGUGCUCAUCAUCAUCAUCUUGGUCAUUUGAGUCCACAACAAUCGGCGACUGCACCAUUACCAGCUUCCGCUCUUCUUAGGCAACUUUACGCUAAUCGAGAAAGCGUUAUACGUGCCAACGUUCAUGGGAUAACGUCGGCUGGUGGUGCGAGGACACCUUCGUCGGGUGGAUCUUAUUAUGCAAGUGAGACUGGACAGAACGGGCCGUUACCGACACCCCCGGGUUCCGAAGGUUCGAGUACCUACGGGGAACAUCAAUUUGUUUUAACGACACACAAUCAAAAGGCUACGACAGGUGGUAACAGUUGCGGAACCGAUGCUUUCACGAGUUUAGUAUCGUCCUAUUCGACGGCUGGUGGUUACGCGGUUGAUUAUCAUUCAGCCAUGACUCCACCGUCAUCGGUAUCCCCUCGCGACAAACAACAACAGCAACAACAUCAUCACCACCAUCAUCAUCAACAGCAAACGCAGCAGCAGCAACAGCAACAACAGCAGCAACAACAACAACAGCAGCAACAGCAACAACAGCAACAACAACUUCACCCAGUCAACGUGAUCAGCUCGUACGACACCACGUCGGCCUAUGGGGAACCCGUGUUGCGUCACCAAUACGAACCUGCCCAACCUUUACCUUUGAAACCACAAGUUUACUCGGCUACAGUUCACCCGAGUGCCCUCGAUGCUGCGGCAGCGUACGCCUCAGCUGGUCUCGGUGAACAAGCACAGUUUUAUCAUCACCCAGCUGCAGCUGCGGCAGCCGCGGCAGCCGGAUUUCAUAUCUAUCACCCUUCUAACAAAGCUACGGCGAACAGUUGGUACGGUUCAACGUCCUAGUGGCGUCCCAGUGCUGUACGCGACACGCGUGUACUUAAAUAAUAACUCGAAUUGUUCUUAAUAACAAAAUGAAAAAAGAACAUUCGGACUGACGGGACAUUCUCUCUCUCUCUCUCUCUCUUUCUCUCUUUCUCUCUCUCUCUCUCUCUCUCUCUUUCUUUCUUCACUAACUCUCUCGUAUGCAUAUCAAUUCGAAGAUAAAGUAUAGGCAACGUGAUGAUCGAUUUUUCUUCCCUUUACCUUCGAGUAUUAUUCCUUUUGAGAAAAA
This is a messenger RNA of Polistes canadensis, 4529 nucleotides long. Its product is annotated as protein trachealess. Gene Ontology annotation, molecular function: DNA-binding transcription factor activity, RNA polymerase II-specific; RNA polymerase II transcription regulatory region sequence-specific DNA binding; protein dimerization activity. The transcript is spliced from 14 exons. Lineage: Eukaryota; Metazoa; Arthropoda; Insecta; Hymenoptera; Vespidae. The record is from RefSeq and is a predicted model, not a curated record. Gene Ontology annotation, biological process: regulation of transcription by RNA polymerase II. The coding region runs from base 878 to 4261 and encodes 1127 amino acids.